Molecule: messenger RNA, 960 nt
Organism: Alternaria arbusti
Lineage: Eukaryota; Fungi; Ascomycota; Dothideomycetes; Pleosporales; Pleosporaceae
Exons: 2
Coding region: 1-960 (319 amino acids)
Molecular function (GO): protein binding
Source: RefSeq, a predicted model, not a curated record
AUGGGUGACCCAUCAGCGUCAUGUUCCUUUGAGGAUCUCGUCCAAUCGAAGCUGUUCACCUUCUACAUCGGCAAAGAGAAGAAAGCGUUUGUUGUGCACUCUAAAGCGAUCGCCGCGACCUCAUGGCAUUUUCAUGCUCUUGUGAACAAUGGCAUGUCACAGUCGCAGGAAGGGUCUGUAGAGUAUCCGGACAUGGAACCAGAUGACUUUGCUCGAUUCGUUGAGUACUCUUAUCGUUACGAUUACGCUGCACCAUCUUGGACACUGGAUCAGAAGACUGUAAAGAAUGGCGAGGUUCCAUCACCACCGCCAGUUGACUGGGACGUUCCACUAGCAUCAGAACCAGAACCAGAACCAGAACCAGAACCAGAACCGGACCCAGUAGCAGUAGCAUUCGAGGAGAUGAUCUCGGAUCCCUAUAGGGGGUUAAGCAAGUCUCAAGCAAAAAAGGCCAGAGCGCUGAAAGAAGCAAGCGUAAAUUCGAACCGAGCGACACAUGGUCUGCGCCAGAACUUCCACGGGCGCGCAUAUCUCACAUGCUGCGAACCAAAAACGGCAAUGCUCGACCGCUUCCUACCCACAGAGAAUUCCGCGCCAGAACAAGAUUUCACGCCUGUCUUCUUGGCGCACGCACGUCUCUAUACCUUCGCCUGUAUGCGUCUCAUCGACCCUCUCAAGCGCCUAGCUCUACACAAGCUCCACCAAACCCUCCUCAAGUUCAAGCUCUACGAUCGACGAGUAGGCGAUGUGGUUGAACUGGCCAGAUAUGCAUAUGAUAAUGGGGAAGAUAGGAAGCCUGAUGGGACCAUCGAAGAUCUCAGAAAGCUGGUGGUGGAGUACAUAGCCUGUGAAGUGUCGACCAUUGGCAAGCACGAAGCGUUUGCUCCUCUGUUGCAAGAGGGCGGAGAGUUUGUGGUGGAUUUCUGGCGUAUCAUCGCUAAGGAGAAUCUGUCUUUGUAG